Molecule: messenger RNA, 2517 nt
Organism: Saccostrea echinata
Lineage: Eukaryota; Metazoa; Mollusca; Bivalvia; Ostreida; Ostreidae
Product: elongator complex protein 2-like
Exons: 19
Coding region: 29-2503 (824 amino acids)
Biological process (GO): tRNA wobble uridine modification
Cellular component (GO): elongator holoenzyme complex
Molecular function (GO): protein binding
Source: RefSeq, a predicted model, not a curated record
UAUCAGCAUGAUGAAGAAUUGAUUGACCAUGGUUGAUAUUGAGCCUAUUUACAUCAGCUGUGGGUGUAACAGAACACCGCAGUGUGUUGAUUGGUCGUCUUCAGGGAAUGUCUGCUAUGGAGCUUGUCAUGCCGUAGUGAUUUACCAUCCAGAAGGCUAUGCAGAGGGACAUGGUACUAUCUCUCAUACCCUAGUUAAACAUACUGGUCGAGUUAACUGUGUCAAAUGGAUUCGAAAUACAAAUGCAUUCGCAUCUGAUAAAUGUUUUGUGUCGGGUUCCGUGGAUAAAACAGCGAUUGUCUGGAAAAAGUGUGGUGUUGAUCAGUAUGACCCUGUAGCAGUACUUGAUUUUCACUCUGGACCAAUCACAACAGUGAAUGGUAUAGAAAUUACCAAUCAGAAUGUGACUUACAUUGUCACAGGUGCAACAGAUUCUCAGUUAAUGAUAUGGAAGGAUUCUGGAACAAAUGAUUUCACUCCCUUACAGUGUCUCAGUUUUGGGACAGGCUUUGUACUAGAUGUCUCUCUUGUCUGUCUACCAUCCACAGGAAUUCCUCUUUUGGCAUGUGGAUGUGAUGACCAUAAAAUUCAUUUAUAUAGCUUACAGGAUGACUGUAAAUUAUUCCAGCUUUUUAACAAGGUGAUCUCCCUCCAAGGACAUGAAGACUGGGUGAGAGCAGUGGACUUCUGUAUUGAGGAUAAUGGAGAUGUCAUGCUGGCCAGUGCAGGUCAAGAUUACCUCAUCAGAAUCUGGAGGUUGUCACGGCGACAGGCAGGAAUCGAUGAUGUGAACAAAUCUGUGCAGGAGUUGUCCAUAGAUGAAGAGAUCAAAAUUAGGGAAAACACCUUUUCAUUUAUAUAUAAAGAAAAGAAGCAUACUUUCGCAGUGAGUCUGGAAUCUGUGUUAAGUGGCCAUGAGAACUGGAUUUACAGUAUUCGAUGGCAACCUCCUGUUGUCACAGAAACAUCCAGUCACCAACCAAUGAAAUUGCUCUCAGCUUCCAUGGAUAAGACAAUGAUCAUCUGGAUGCCUGAUCCAGAGUCAGGGGUGUGGAUUGAACAAGUACGAGUAGGAGAGGUGGGCGGGAACACCUUGGGACUGUAUGGAGGAAUGUUUGCACCGGAUGGCAGGUCCAUUAUUGCCCAUGGUUACCAGGGUGCCUUCCAUCAAUGGUCAUAUAAUGAGAGUAGUAACCAAUGGCGGCCAGUGGUCACUGGCAGUGGUCAUUUUGAUGAAGUGGAGGACCUAGGCUGGGACACAGGGGGUCAGUUCGUGGUGACCGUCUCCAAGGACCAAACCACGCGACUUCAUGCUCCAACAAUACACCAACAAGGAAAGGAGAUUUGGUAUGAGAUAGCCCGUCCACAAGUGCAUGGUUACGACCUUCAGUGUUUAACCAUCAUCAAUCGGUACAAGUUUGCCUCGGGUGCCGAUGAGAAAGUGAUAAGGGCAUUUGAAGCGCCGAGAAAUUUUAUCGAGAAUUUCUGUACCCUGUGUGGUAAAGACUUGAAGAGAGAACUCCAAAAAGAGGAGGCUCAAAAUCGCCCAGAGGGAGCAAGUGUCCCAGCCCUGGGGCUUUCCAAUAAAGCUGUGUUUGGAGGGGAGAAGAUUUCCGCUGACCGGGAGAUGCAGCCCCACCCUAAUGACCAAUACCCAGAGGUUUACUUCUCACCCAUGACACUGACAGAGCCUCCCACAGAGGAACAACUUCUACAGAACACACUGUGGCCAGAGACCCAGAAACUGUAUGGACACGGGUACGAGAUCUUCUCUCUCGCCAGUGAUCCCACCGGUAAAAUCUUGGCAUCAUCCUGCAAGGCAGCUAAAGCAGAGUUUGCAGGGAUUAUUCUCUGGGAUACAACUAACUGGAUACAGUUAUGCACCCUGAGUGCUCACACUCUCACUGUAACACAGAUGGCGUUCUCACACUGUGGUAACUUUCUGUUGUCUGUAUCAAGGGACAGAACCUGGGCAGUGUACAACAAAAAGUCACAUGAUCAGCCUGAGUCUGAUCCUCUGUUUACAAAGUUGUUGGGAACAGACAAAAAAUCUGCAGUACACUCAAGGAUUAUCUGGUCCUGUGCCUGGAGCCCAGACAGUAAAAAUUUCUACACGGCAUCUCGGGACAAAAAGAUAAUUGUUUGGCAGAACCCAGGUCUUUGUGAAGAUCCCAGCUCUGCCCUUCAACCUGUGGACUCGGUCACUUUGUCUGAUUCAGUCACCGCAAUAGAUGUUUCUAGGAACUCACUACCUGAUAAAAGACAUCUUGUGGCAGCAGGUCUGGACAAUGGAAGAAUCUCUCUUUACACAUGGGGACAGACUUCAAAUACGUCAGAUAAGUGGCAGCUUGUUACAGAACUGGAUCAGGGAAUUUCACAUCAUUUGACAGUGAAGAGAAUACAGUUUUGCCCACAUCUGAAAGACAAUAAUAUUCAGCAAUUUGCUAGCUGCAGCUUAGACCAUUGUGUAAAAAUUUACAAAAUAGACUACAAUAAAUUGUAAAUGAUUUGCUUCAA